Drosophila serrata is the source of this 2648-nucleotide messenger RNA. RefSeq lists its product as uncharacterized. Gene Ontology annotation, biological process: nuclear migration along microtubule. Gene Ontology annotation, cellular component: nuclear membrane. Lineage: Eukaryota; Metazoa; Arthropoda; Insecta; Diptera; Drosophilidae. The record is from RefSeq and is a predicted model, not a curated record. Gene Ontology annotation, molecular function: lamin binding; actin filament binding.
UUGCUUGGUUAUGUUACUCUGCGCGCGAAAAAAAAAGAAGAAAUUGCAUUCCGAGCAACCGGCGUCACCUUUGGGUUUAGCUCAAUAAACCCGGCAUUACGGUGCACUUUUGCAUAGUGCAACUAUUCAGAAGCAGACCAUAGGAUCAGCAGCAUCAGCAGCAGCUCUGUAACUAAGCAUAAUUAUGAUGGAUCAACUGUUGCCGCUGGCGGCCGCAAGUCUGCCCAUACUGGCCAUUAUCUUCGUGCUCGGUCUGUCCGCACACAAGGGAUACACGAAUAUACGAUCCCGGUACAAUGCCAGCGUCAAUUGCUGGUUCUGCAGCGGCGACCACAGCGUUCCCUAUGCAGAGCGGAACAGCUGGACCUGUCCGCGCUGUGACCAGUACAAUGGUUUUACCAAGGAUGGCGACUAUAACCGGGACAUGACCUCGCAGCGGGACUGCAGCCAGGUUUCGCGAAAGAGCAGCUCGCAGGGCAGCUCCACCAUCUGUGCGAACUCCUACUAUGCGGAUGUCCUUGGCUCGAGUCCUGCCAUGGCGACCAUGAGCAGCAAUGGUCUGUGCGACAGUUGCAAUGAGGCACAGCGCCUGAAGGUGGAGAAGCUGGCACAGUUUGAGCCCAAGAACGAGGGCCGCUUUGAUCAGGAACUAAAGGUUUUUAGAGAACAACUGGAGCAACAGUAUCGCCUUUGCAGCACUUGUGAGCGGCAUGUGAACGGAGUCCUUCACGAGAAGAAAAAGAUGGUGCUGGGAUCCAAGUUCCUCAACUUUGUUAUCAAGGGAGCCGCACUGCUCAAGCAGCCAUAUAUCAAUCGCCUGGCCACCGCCCAGAGACAACAGAAAUUACAGCGCUAUCGUCAUGUUUUGCUUGUCCUGACAAUUGUCAACAUUCUGUGCCUGAUCUGCCGAAUGCCACAAGCAACCAGCGAACAAUUUACAAAUAUCCUGGGACAAACCAUUGGUUCAGCCCUGUUCCACGCUUACUCGCACGUCGUGACCCUCGUUCGUGUCCUGGUUUCGGGUGUGAUAGGAAGCCUUGUCGAAAAGCAAGAUGUGACGGCCAAGCUCAUGCUAUAUCUCAGCACCUUUGGCAAGCUCUUGCUCUAUUCCGUGGGCCUGAGCCAUCAGCAGGCGCAGCAGGCCACCUUUGCUUCCUGUUUCAUCAGCAGUUAUCCGUAUGCCAUGCUUGCACUUAGCUUCCUGCACAAGAUCAACGAUGGCCUCAAGUUUACGCGCUUCACGGUCAUCCUGCUUUUGUGGAGUGCCUACGCUAGGGGCAUCUCGAUGCUGGCACCGCACAUUGACGGCAUCUCUCUCACACUGCUGGGCAGUGUAAUAACCAUCGGCCUGCUGACCACCAAUCGCUCAAAUCUGCUGAGACUGUCUGCAAACAAUGACGAGUCCGCCGACGACAGUUUCCAUCGGCUGUGUGCGGACGAGUGUAUCAGCGAUGAGGAGACCCUGAGUAUGCUUAGCCAGCAGUUGAGUGACUGCAGCAAUAUAUCCCAGGGUCUGCGCUCCCCCACAAUCUACCAAUCCACAGCUCCGUCAGUUUCGGCUAGGAGCCAAGUCGUGGUGCCACCGGCAUCAUCUGUGCUCUCUCUGGAUUCACUGCACCUCUCGAAUCAUCAUCAACAGCAGCAGCACUCUUGGCGUGGUAAUGGUGCAGGAGUCGCAAAUUCACUGAGCGGAUCCUCAGUGUUCCAGCAGAAACAGCGGCAGCAACACCAGCACCAGCACCAGCAGCACCAACAACAGCAAAUGAUGAUGCGUCAAUGGAAUCGGGGAGCUGCUCCCCUGGCCAGUAACGGACAACGGGAAUACGCACGAUCAACGCAAAGCCUACUGAUGCCAUCACGUUUGCCAUCUGGCAUAAUGAGCGCCAGAAGUACUACCGGAUUGAGCGGUGAUGUCAAUGCCUGGCUGGCGGCCAAUCAAAGCAUGAACCAGGACCUACGCACUGCCAGUGUAAUGCGCCAACAUCACGACGAUGUCUUUGAGGAUAAGCUACAGCAGCAGACGCUGCCACAGCUAUUGUCACGCACCUCGUCACAGUCCUCUGGUUUCGAGUCCCAUCCCAGACCAGAAUCCUGCCAAGGACCAGCAUCACCAUUUUCGAUGCGAGACUACAAUUGCUCGGUGCCGGUACCCGCGGCCAGCCCUUACCAGUUCCCUGGGCAGCAGCAGCAGCAGCAGCAUCAUCAUCACAAUAACAACCACAACCACCAAACCAUUCAGCCAGGCGAUCUGCUGAGGAAAUGGAUCGAUGACGCGGCCAGGGCACCACACCACCUCCACUAAAUAGAGAGAUUUUACAAUUUACAAACGUAUUUAUACAAAGAGAAGGAGAUAAAGAAGGAGAGAAUGGAUCUACGAGUAUAUCUUAGCCUUGUUCUGACAUCCUCCUAUAUUUUUACCUAUUGUUUUGUUCACCAGUUGCUUGUCAAACCACCAGCUCAGGUUCAGGUUAAGUAAUCCUAGUCUUAGUAGGAGGAGGUUCAUGUGUUCAUCUAAGGAUAGGAAUUCACUCUAGGCAAACAAUUGUACAUACUAUAGGCCUUAGUGCUUAGGUAUUAAACUAAAUCUCUUACAAAUGAUUAUUGUUUUUGGAAAUAUAUUAUAAUAAAGUAUGGACAAAAGCGGUAAA